CCCAGAGCAUCCACACCCACUUAACUACCGAGUUACGACGUUUAUGAAGGGGAGUGGUUGUUGUUUACUGACGUGUAGGGAAACUCUUUAUGAACACAUCUGCAUAUUCUACAACUUUAAAUGCCUCUCCAGUUUGUAGGCUAAUAGUGAGAUGACAGCUAAUGCUGAGGGGGAUAGUGGCAUCUGAUAUGGGUAGCCUCUCUAGAGAGGCUGAAACGGCGACGACUAUGGAGGAUCCGACUCAGAUUGUGAGAAAUCAACCUACUUCAGACCCGAGCGUUUCGCUCGAUGUACCCAUGCUGAAGAACAGGGACUAUCAGCACAAGGUGUUCGUCAAUAGAAGUGUAACAUUGGAGAACAUCAAAUGCUAUGGCUUUGACAUGGACUACACGCUGGCAGCGUAUAAGUCUCCUGACUAUGAGGAUCUAGGCUUUGAGCUGCUCAGAGACAGGCUGGUGUCUAUAGGCUAUCCCCAUGAGCUACUGCGUUACAACUACGACCCCACCUUCCCCACUCGUGGCCUGGUGUUUGACACAAUGUAUGGGAACUUGCUGAAGGUGGACUCGAAUGGAAACAUUCUGCUGUGCAGUCAUGGCUUCACAUUUCUAAAAAGGGACAAGAUCCACGACUACUACCCCAACAACUUCAUUCAGAGAGGCAACACUGACCGCUUCUAUAUCCUCAACACUCUCUUCAACCUUUCAGAGACGUAUCUGUAUGGCUGCCUUGUGGAACUCUUCACCAGAUGUAGCAGAUAUGUAAACUGCCAGAAAGGCUUCAAACAUGGUGACUUGUUCAUGUCAUUCAGAAGUAUGUUCCAGGAUGUUCGAGAUGCAAUGGACUUUGUUCAUGAUACGGGCAUUCUGAAGGAAAGCACUCUGAAGAAUUUGGAUAAAUAUGUCGUCAGAGAUCCAAACUUGCCUGUUCUACUGACUCGCAUUAAGGAGGUGGCCAAAGUGUUCCUGGCGACCAACAGUGACUACAACUACACAGAGGCUAUCAUGAAAUACUUGCUCGAAACUCCACCAGAUGCCAAGGUUAGUCUAGGUGUCUCCAGUUUCAAAUUAAGGAAAAAGGUUUUGGGGAACAAAUUAACAUUGAUUGUAAUGAACAUUUCAAUAUUUUUUUCUUAUAAGAACCCAAAGAAACAGUGGCGUGCAUUCUUUGACCUUGUCGUCGUGGAUACCAGGAAGCCACUGUUCUUUGCAGAGGGAACUGUGCUGAGACAAGUGGACACAAACACAGGGAAGCUCCGCAUCGGAACAUACACUGGAGACCUCCAGCAUGGAACAGUCUACUCUGGAGGCUCCUCAGACAUUGUAUGUGACCUGCUGGAUGUGAAGGGGAAGGACAUCCUUUAUGUGGGGGACCACAUCUUUGGGGACAUCCUGAAGUCCAAGAAGAGGCAAGGUUGGAAGACCUUCCUGGUGGUGCCUGAGCUGGCCAAGGAGUUGCAGGUGUGGACAGAGAAGAGUCAUCUCUUUGAAGAGCUGAAGCAUCUUGAUGUGUUUUUAGCUGAGUUGUACAAGCACCUGGACAGUAGCUGUCGAGAGUGCCCAGACAUCAGUGCCAUUCAGACCAGGAUCAAGGUGGUGACCUAUAGGAUGGAUCUUUCCUAUGGCCAGAUGGGCAGCCUGCUGCGGAGUGGCUCAAGACAGACUCUGUUCGCCAGCCAGCUCAUGCGUUACGCUGACCUGUACUCUUCCACCUGCAUUAACCUGCUCCACUAUCCCUUCAGUUACCUGUUCAGAGCCCAAUCUGUCCUGAUGCCCCAUGAGUCCUCAGUGGAUCAUCACCCUCUUAACUUCCCCUCACCUGAGUUCUCCGCUCUGGAUCAUGUCCAGAAGAUAGCUGAAGCCAAGAGGGCGAGUGAAGAAGAUAACACAGUGGAACUGAAAGACAUGUGAGGAUGUAUUUACCAAAACAAUUAUUCUGUUAUUCCGAAUGUUCCUCCAUAUGUCAAAAAAGGUGGCUGUGUGUUUUUUUUUGACUGGCAAUUAAUUCUAUCUGCUUUUUAAUAGACAACAAUAUAAUCAAAUGUAUAGCGCCACCUGCUGGAAGACAGUUUCAUAACUCGUUUUUUGACAGUAUGUCAAGGGGGGAAGACGUAGAUAUGUCACUGAUUCUAGGUUACUGUAUAAGUUAAUAUUUGUUAUUAUUAAUCUGUUUUUGUGUGUGCUUAUCUAUUUAACUACAGUACUUUUACACAUCCUAUUUGCAAUACUGAUUUUGUUCCAUGUGCAAAUGUAUAUUAACUUUAAUGAGCAUGGAAACUGAAACAUGCUCAGUGACCAUUUAAAUGUCAAGUGUUUGUGGUAUAUUAUUAUGCAGGUUGGCUCAUGUAUGAAUAAGUAUGUAACUAGCCCUGUGGUGCGUGACCAUGGUUAGGUGGAUUUAUUAAAAUGAUAACACAAACCUA
Messenger RNA from Salvelinus fontinalis (brook trout), 2419 nucleotides. Its product is annotated as cytosolic purine 5'-nucleotidase-like. Bases 162 to 1907 code for a protein of 581 amino acids. Gene Ontology annotation, molecular function: 5'-nucleotidase activity. NCBI's taxonomy places the organism in Eukaryota, Metazoa, Chordata, Actinopteri, Salmoniformes, Salmonidae. The record is from RefSeq and is a predicted model, not a curated record. The transcript is spliced from 17 exons.